This is a messenger RNA of Pangasianodon hypophthalmus (striped catfish), 2718 nucleotides long. It is a transcript of the gene mfsd8, whose product is annotated as major facilitator superfamily domain containing 8. The record is from RefSeq and is a predicted model, not a curated record. The transcript is spliced from 12 exons. Gene Ontology annotation, biological process: transmembrane transport. Gene Ontology annotation, molecular function: transmembrane transporter activity. Gene Ontology annotation, cellular component: lysosomal membrane. The coding region runs from base 252 to 1763 and encodes 503 amino acids. NCBI's taxonomy places the organism in Eukaryota, Metazoa, Chordata, Actinopteri, Siluriformes, Pangasiidae.
AUAUCUCUAACGUUGCUGUUUUCACAUGAGGAAGUUGCUUUGAAUCAAUAACAUUGGUGGACUUCAGACUACUCGGUGUUAAUUUAUAACGCAAAACGACCCAAACGGUGUGUGACUGCUGAAAUGACGGGGUUGUGUCACAGUUUAACGACGUUUGGGUCAUCAAAUAUGAAAUCGGAAGCUAAUUUGAUUAGCUAGCUAGCUAAAUAAGUAGAGUCAGUUUGCUAGCAAAAGAGUUGUUUAGCAGAAACAUGUCUUUUGUUGAGUCUGAAGGAAGUACUCCUCUGCUCAAAGGAGAUGCUGACAGCAUACAGGAUGCGGAGAGGAGCCGGUGGAGGUCGAUCAGGGUCAUGUACUUCACCAUGUUCCUCAGCAGCGUGGGUUUCACAAUCGUCAUCACGUCCAUAUGGCCUUAUCUACAGAAGAUCGACGACAGCGCAGACGCUAGUUUUCUGGGUUGGGUCGUGGCUGCGUACAGCCUGGGACAGAUGGUGGCGUCGCCCCUGUUUGGACUUUGGUCCAAUCACAGGCCUCGAAAGGAGCCGCUGGUGUGUUCCAUCGUUAUCAACGUUGCAGCUAACAUGUACUACGCCUACGUGUACCUGCCUCCAUCUCACAACAAAUACCACAUGCUCGUGGCUCGAGCGUUCGUCGGAUUUGGAGCAGGUAACGUAGCUGUCGUGAGGUCGUACGUAGCAGGAGCCACCUCGCUGAAGGAGAGAACCAGCGCCAUGGCCAACAUGAGCGCCUGCCAGGCUCUGGGCUUCAUCCUCGGCCCAGCUCUUCAGGCAGGUCUGUCGUUUAUCGGUGAGAGCGGCUUCAGCGUGGACGUCAUUUACCUGAAGUUUAACAUGUACACGGCUCCGGCGCUGCUCGCUGCCUGCUUCGGCGUCGUCAACAUCCUGCUGGUUAUCAUCGUCCUGAGGGAGCAUCGUGUAGAUGACCACGGCAACCAGAUCAGAGCGAUUAACUACGUCUCAGAAGAGCAGCUAGUCGUGCCUCCGGAAGUGGAAGGAAAUAUCGACCAGGUCGCAGUGCUUACAUCCAACAUCCUUUUCUUCGUCAUCCUCUUCAUUUUUGCUGUGUUUGAAACUAUAUCCACUCCUUUAUCGAUGGACAUGUUUGCGUGGACGAGGAAGGAAGCCGUCCUGUACAACGGGAUCAUUUUGGCGGCCAUUGGCUUUGAGUCCAUUAUAGUGUUCCUUGUGGUGAAGGUGAUCUCUCUGAGGUUUGGAGAUCGUCCAGUGCUCUUGGGCGGCCUAGCCGUCAUAUUUAUCGGCUUCUUUAUCCUGCUACCUUGGGGAAACCAGUAUCCAAAGAUUCAGUGGGCAGAUCUUCAGAACAACUCCAUGCCAGCUUUGGGGCGUUCCCUGGGCUCUAACAGUAGCGUGGAACCGACCGGAUGCCCUGCGGAUCAGAUCUGGUGCCAGUUCACUCCUGCCAUCCACCUGGCACAAUACCUCACGUCUGAUAUCCUCAUAGGAGUGGGCUAUCCCGCCUGCAACGUCAUGUCCUACACACUGUACUCAAAGAUCCUGGGACCCAAACCACAGGGUGUGUAUAUGGGCUGGCUGACGGCCUCAGGCAGCGGCGCUCGGACCCUGGGCCCCGUGUUUGUCUCUCAGGUCUACACCAUCUUGGGUCCUCGCUGGGCCUUCAGUCUGAUCUGCGGUAUUGUCCUGGCAGCCAUCGUGCUCCUCACAGCUAUGUACAGACGACUGAUAGCUUUCUCUGUGCGCUACGGAAGGAUACAGGAGUCGUGAUGUCAGAGGACAUACAGUAUUUUACCUUUACGAACUAAAGACUCCGGGUGGUGGGGGAUGAAUGGAGGAUUCCCAAAACUCGUUUUGAAGACUUUUUGUAUGUUGAAUAAUAAAUUUCUUGAUGUGGCGAUUUCACAAAAAACAGAAAAAAACGGCGGAAAAAUGUACCUAAGCUUUUAUAGAUUAAAAAAAUUUCAGAUUACAGGAACACUGUACACAUACACCUCCAUCUGUACAUUUCUCUAGUAAAACUUAGACUUAAUUUGCAUAUUGGAACAUGAUUGGCUCUUAUAUUUUAUGAUGCAAUAACACUAAAAGCACAAGUGCUUAAUGAUAAUGGUCUAAUUUUUUUCUAAAGCAUUGUCUCUCACCAUGCACGAAUUUCGUGAAGGCGUUCUCGUCACUGAGAAGGUGACAUGAAAAUAAUACUUCGACACUUUAAAAAAAACAGCCUUCAGAAUAGAACAUAGGAGUAGCGACGAUAUUUUUAAGUGUUUAAUAAAAUAUAGUGUGAUUUAACAAAAUAUCAGCACAAGUCCAGGAGAAACUGGAGAAACCGUCGUUUUUGUUACACAUAAAACUGUUUAUAGAGGAAAGCUAAUUUUUGUUAUUAUGCUUUGCAAAAUUUAUUAAUGUAUACACGUGGAUGCUAGUUUUCGUGAAGAACUGGAUGCUGAGGUUUGGGUUUAAUUUUACUUGAGAUUAAUUAAUUUCUGCUUAUUUAACUUUUCUUGUCUAAAGAGUUUUAUUUUAAUACUGUUCUGAAAUGUAUUAGCACUUAAACCCUGUGUAUUAAUUACAUUUCCUGUGUAAAUGAGCUAAAACGGGUUGGAAAAUACUCUUUGUGGACAGUCCGGAACAAAUAUAGCCAAGAAUCAUCCUGUAAAAGGCCAAAUGGGUCUGAGACUAACUGUGAAAAUGUAUUUAUCAUCCAUUAAAUAACCGAACAACUGAA